AUGUACUCUGAUGAUGAAAUAGGUAUCGAUUCGGGAAAUGUAUCGUCAGAAGAGGAAGAUAAUUAUGAUUUUAUGGAUGUUGAUGCUUCAACGCAAAGAUCAUCGUCAAAUAAUCAAAACGACCAAUUAGAAUAUCCAUAUGAAGUCCUUACAACCGAAGAAAUUGUCCAGCAUAUGCUCGAUUGCAUAAAGGAAGUAACAAAUGUUGUAGAGAUUCCAACAACGACGACGAGAAUAUUAUUAAAUCAUUUUCGAUGGGAUAAGGAGAAAUUGAUGGAGAGAUUCUACGAUGGAGACCAAGAAGCAUUAUUCAAGGCAGCACAUGUCAUCAAUCCAUACGUUAAACCAAAAAAAGAGCCAAAGACUUUUCGCUGCUCUAUGAUGGAAGACUGUGAAAUUUGCUUCCUAAAAUAUCAGUACACUAGCAUGACAGGACUACAAUGUGGUCAUCGCUUCUGCAAAUCAUGUUGGGUUGAAUAUUUAACAACAAAAAUAAUGGAAGAAGGUUUAUGCAAAUCGAUUGCUUGUGCUGCACAUGGCUGUGAUAUUCUGGUUGACGAUGUUACUGUAAUGAGUUUACUAACAGAUCAAAGAGUCCGUACUAAAUAUCAACAACUUAUAACAAAUAGUUUUGUGGAAUGUAAUCGUUUAUUACGUUGGUGUCCAUCUGCUGACUGUAGUUUUGCCAUUAAAGUUCAGUAUGUUGAGCCAAGACCUGUCAUAUGUAAAUGUGGCCAUACCUUCUGUUUUGAAUGCGGCGAGCAAUGGCACGAUCCCGUACAAUGUCGACUGCUGAGAAAAUGGAUAAAAAAAUGUGAUGAUGACUCGGAAACGUCAAACUGGAUUGCAGCCAAUACGAAAGAAUGUCCCAAAUGUAAUGUUACAAUUGAAAAGGACGGUGGGUGUAAUCACAUGGUUUGCAAGAAUCAAAACUGCAAGCAUGAGUUCUGUUGGGUAUGCCUUGGAAGUUGGGAACCGCACGGAAGUUCAUGGUACAAUUGCAAUCGAUAUGACGAAGAUGAAGCUCGUGUUGCUCGUGAUGCACAAGAAAAGUUAAGAUCCUCUUUGGCUAGAUAUUUGCAUUAUUACAAUCGUUAUAUGAACCAUAUGCAAUCACUGAAAUUCGAAAGCAAACUCUAUGCAUCAGUCAAAGUAAAGAUGGAAGAAAUGCAGCAACAUAACAUGUCAUGGAUUGAAGUUCAAUUUUUAAAGAAAGCUGUAGAUAUUUUAUGUCAAUGUCGACAAACUCUAAUGUGCACUUACGUGUUUGCUUAUUACUUGAGGAAGAAUAAUCAAUCGAUGAUUUUCGAAGAUAAUCAAAAAGACUUGGAGUCAGCCACUGAGAAAUUGAGUGAAUAUCUCGAACGUGACAUCACGAGUGAAAAUUUAUCUGAUAUAAAGCAGAAAGUACAAGAUAAGUAUAGAUACUGCGAAAAACGAAGGAAAGUUCUUUUGGAUCACGUACAUGAAGGAUAUGAAAAAGAUUGGUGGGAGUAUGUCGAAUAAGAUCUACUAGAAACUCAACAAUUAUCAGCUUUUGGUUAAUAAUGUCAAUACGAGUCUGUCGAUAGAAAUCAUCAAAAUGUUUUUUGUUCCUUCAUUUUCACCUUUUAAUUCUUUGUUCCUUUUAUACUUUCCUAAUCAUCU
Messenger RNA from Chironomus riparius, 1647 nucleotides. The record is from the annotation of a GenBank genome assembly. NCBI's taxonomy places the organism in Eukaryota, Metazoa, Arthropoda, Insecta, Diptera, Chironomidae.